Messenger RNA from Spodoptera frugiperda (fall armyworm), 4017 nucleotides. RefSeq names its product translocation protein SEC62 (gene Trp1). Gene Ontology annotation, cellular component: endoplasmic reticulum membrane; endoplasmic reticulum. Lineage: Eukaryota; Metazoa; Arthropoda; Insecta; Lepidoptera; Noctuidae. The transcript has 8 exons. The coding region runs from base 134 to 1291 and encodes 385 amino acids. Gene Ontology annotation, biological process: post-translational protein targeting to membrane, translocation. The record is from RefSeq and is a predicted model, not a curated record.
UGAAAUUCAUUCGUUCAAUCAGUCAUUCGUUAUGGUGAUGGUGACCUGUCAACAAAAAAGUGUCAGCGUCAGAAACAAGAAAAGCGAAUAGAUUUCCAGACAAUCAAGACUACGUUGGCAAAAUUUAUUUAUAAUGGCAGACAAAAGGAAAACCAAAAAACGUAAAGAGGAGUUUGGAGAGGUGGCUGAGUCAGAAAAGGCCACGAGCGAAGAGUAUGCAGUUGCAAAAUGGCUUAAAGCCAAUGUGCCUACGAAAAAGACGAAAUUCCUGAAUCACCAUGUGGAAUACUUCACUGGGACAAAAGCGGUGGACGCGCUUCUCACAUCAAAAUGGGCUACUGGCAAGAACCCGAUAUUCACCACACGACAUGAAGUCACAGACUACCUGCACCAGAUGCUAUUGCACAAACUAUUUCACCGAGCUAAAAAGGUCCCGGUUACAGAGCAGGAAUUAAAGGGAAAAUCUAAAAAGAAGGAAUUAGAGAAAUCAAGCAAAAGUGGAGAUGAGAAAGAUGGUGAGAAGAGUCAGGCCAGCGCUUGUGAAGGAAAGGACUCAAAAGACACAAAAGAAAAAGAGAAGAAGAAACGGAAAAUUCGCCUAGAGAUGCACAUGGACCAAGUAUUCCUUGACACGUUGGACGCGUACGUCUGGAUCUACGAUCCGAAGCCCUGGUACUACUGGCUGUGCGGUAUACUGGUCGUGGUCGGCACCAUCACCGUUUGUAUGUUCCCCUUGUGGCCAGCUACCGUGCGGGAUUAUCUCCACAGUAAAGGGGUAUAUUACCUGAGUAUCGCGGCUGCCGGUUUUUUGGUCACCAUCAUAGGCCUGACGGUCCUGAGGGUCGUUGUGUUCUGCCUGGUCUGGAUGCUCACACUGUCCCGACACCAUCUCUGGCUGCUCCCCAACCUGACUGAGGAUGUCGGAUUCUUUGCAUCAUUCUGGCCGCUUUAUAAAUACGAAUACCGCCCGGGCGCGGACUCGGACAAAUCGUCCAAGAAUAAGAAGAAACGGAAGAAAGACAAGCUGUCUGACGAUGAGAGUGAGAAGGCGCCACUGCUGGAAGAGCAGGCGGGCGAGGAAGCCAGCGAGGGGGCCAGCACGGCUCGCACUGCCGUUACUACAAGUGACGAUGCCGCUGUUGAUACCAAAUCCGAAUUAGAAACACCAACGCCACCAGCCGACAAACAAUCAGAGUCUGAAUCUGAGAACAGCCAACGUUCGUCCACGGAUAGGGACUUUGAGAUCGUAGAGCCAGCAGAUUUAGAGCCAGACCGAGAUGAUAACGCGUAAGAGAGGAAUGUGCGAGGUCACUGUGGGUACGUUUGUAUGGUACAGACAAGGGAACUUGCGCAAACUUGCGCUAACUUGCGCAAAGUUGCGCUAUCUUGCGCAAAGAUGCGCUAUCUUGCGCAAAGUUGCGCAAACUUCUGAUCGUUUAUUUCAAAUUCGUGUGUGAAAAACUCGACUAUUUAAAUCUGAUUAUGUAAUAAUUUCAUGAUAUUAUAAUUUUUAUUGUGAUUUAUUGUGUUCUAGUUUUAUUUUUAUUUUUUUGUUUGUUUAAAAUCGUAAUUACGUGCUUACGCAGAAUUUGGUGGCGUCAUUCUAUGUUUUGUCUUCCAUACUCGAAACGUUCAACGGUGAGGUUGAUGAUAAUAAUUUAAAUAAAUUAACUUUAUACAUACAUUUUUAUUUAUUUUUUAUUUCCUUGCAAAUGUACCCACGUGAUGCUCAAUACCAAACCAGACCAGAGACUGUAGACAGUUAGGUUACGUUAGGUUAAAUUCCGAGUAUUUAUGUACGAGUAAUGUCACUUAUCCAAUGUAAGAUGUGCGCUACAAUAAGCGAAUAACGCAUUUUCGGUUAGCGAUAUAAAAUUGCUAAUUGUUACACUAACAUUCGGGGAAGCGCUGGAUUUAGCGGAGUUGUAGCUUUUUAACGCAAGAUAGAUACAAGUAGGAACAUUAACUCUUGUUCAGCAUUGAUCCGUAACACGAAUUAGUUCGCCUUUAGAAUCCCCCAAAUAGAAAACUUCGCUAAAUCUAAGCCGUAUAAAGUAUGUGCUAUUUUUAGCCGUGCUUUUAACAUAUUAUGUAGUCCCCCAUUGACAGUAGAAAUCUAUGGUAAAUACCAAAUAUUAUAAAGAGAUCUGAAGUGAAACAUCAAUGACUUGCAGAUGACUGAUUUUAUGAACUAUCACAAGAAUGUAACACAUUUUUUAUAAUAAUUAACGUAGUUUUACAGCUUAUACACAAGGCAAGCUCAAAAUUAUAUAAAUUAGUUAUGGAAAUCAGUCAUGUAUUUAAAAAACUUGAUUUGCAUUGUAUCAUUCAUGUUUUGUUACGGCGUCAUACGUGAGCGAUCUAAACGCGAAGGCAAUGCGGUGCAGCGCGGCGCGAAGACAACAAACUGUCAAAAUGUAUUGACGUGGCCAUUUUUUAGAGGGGGGAAAAUCAUCCUCUGACUUCUCCCACCUUGGGCGAGGCGAGAGGGAGUGUCAGACUCUUACUGACUAAAAACCACCCCGUUCCUUCUCCUGCUUUUCGAGCCGGAGCCCCGGUAAACCCGCUAGGUAGUCCGCAGCUCCGGAAUACGUGACCAACCGCACGUGGGAUGCGGUGAGCGAUCAAUUGGCUUGGUCACACCACAUCGCGUUGAAUUCGCGUGUCACCGCACCGCUUCGCGUUCGCUUCUAGAUCGCUCACGCAAGAUGUCGCGUUAGCGAAUGAUAUAAUUAUGUGAAUGUAGUUAUCAUAAAUCAAAAGGAUUUGUGACGUAAUGACUUUUAGACGAAUUAUGAUUAACAUCCUAAAAAAUCUGCUCAUACAUAGCUCAGAGUUGCUUUAAUCUCAAAUGUUACAUAGUGAAGUUAACGUUAUCUGCGUAUAAUAAGAUACAUAGUCCUUCAACCAAGACUUCGGUUCAAAUUCGCUAGCCUGAAAUCAGAAACAGUGUCAGAAGGAGAAUGUGCUUUAUUUUGCAGUGAUUACGAGUCAAUUUGCUAUGUAACGUUUUAGAUUGACAUAUUGACUCUAAGCUAGUAUGAACGGAACCUAAGUUCGUGCCGAGUAUUGCCGAAGCUUUUCGUUUCUACUCGGACUCCCGAAGUCGUUCGGCAAACUUCGUCAAUCCUCGGCAAUGAUAUAAAGGGUUGUAAUUACGCCGUAUUUAUGCAAUUAUGUUUUACUUUUGCAUACAUUUUAUUAACGUUUGUUAUGUCCGUCAGGUUUUGUGAUUCGGAACUAUUGUGACGGAUUGAUAUACGAAAAUGAUGUUUAUUGCGCUGUAUUAAGAACUAAAUUAGUUUAGCUCAUAACCAUUAUUACAAUACAUUCCUUUAGAACCCUAGUUAGUCUUCCGCAUUCACUCCUAAAGCGUAUUAUCAUAAUCUAAUACAAAAUAAUCUCUAAUAUCAACUUUAAAUUCAAUCUAGCAAGUCAAUCAAAACUAGUCUUAUGAGACAUAUUCUAUCCUAGCAUUAAGGUUCAUAAUCGCGUACAUUUAAUAAAAAUUACUAAUGAAUGCCAUAAUAAUUAUUUUCGUUUAUCAAACCGGUCCAUCCGGCUUUUAAAUAUUUUGGUGCUGUCUACAAAUUUGUGAAUAAUGGAAUAUUUAUUUUCGCGUAUCGAAAUUUACGCGACAUUUUCGAUUUUAUGUGCAUUUGUUUUUCAGUGAUACAUGUCGACGGUUAAAAGGAAAUAGGGUAUAAGCGACAAAAAAUGAUAUGUUCAGGAGAGCCGUUUAAAUUCGUCGGUCGUCGAAAGAAUACUAGGAAAAUGUUUUUUUUUAACGCCAAAAAUGAAAUCGUAUAGCCAUGAGAAUAAGCUCAAUCGAAAGAGCAGAAAAUGUUACGUAGGAUAGCGUAAUAAACUCAUUUUUGGCCAAAAUGUCGCUUAUAUCCUAUUUCCUUUUAAUUGUCGAAGUGUUUUGUAAAUAUACAUAGGCUCGUGACAUGGAGUUGUUUAACGGGCUGUAUCAUGUUAAUCAACGGUAUUUCAAUAAAUGAUACUCUUUUCAAA